Messenger RNA from Carassius carassius (crucian carp), 1802 nucleotides. Its product is annotated as zinc finger and BTB domain-containing protein 2-like. Gene Ontology annotation, molecular function: RNA polymerase II cis-regulatory region sequence-specific DNA binding; DNA-binding transcription factor activity, RNA polymerase II-specific; protein binding. The record is from RefSeq and is a predicted model, not a curated record. The transcript has 3 exons. Gene Ontology annotation, biological process: regulation of transcription by RNA polymerase II. Gene Ontology annotation, cellular component: nucleus. Lineage: Eukaryota; Metazoa; Chordata; Actinopteri; Cypriniformes; Cyprinidae. The coding region runs from base 208 to 1503 and encodes 431 amino acids.
ACUGGAUCUUGUGAUCCGCAGUGAGGAGCUACUGGGUUCGAUACGGCGCACGAUCUCGUCAUGUGAUUCAAACCUUCCGGAAACCGGCAGCGGUUCACUGACUUAGCUCGUGCUGCUCGACGGAGAGGUUUCCUCGGCUUUUCAGCCAACAAACUCAACCGAAUUCGGCAUUAGAGUUCUGUCGAGAAAGAGGAGACGUGUAGAAAAAUGGACUUGGCCCAUCAUGGUCUCGUUCUUCUUAAGCGCCUCAAUGCUCAAAGAGAGUUUGGUUUCCUCUGUGACUGUACUGUGGCCAUCGGGGAUGUUCUUUUCAAAGCCCACAAAGCUGUUCUUGCAGCGUUCUCAAACUACUUUCGUAUGCUGUUUAUCCAUCAAGACAGAGACUGUGUUCGACUGAAGCCUUCAGACAUACAAGCAGAUAUCUUCAGCUACUUGCUUAAUUUAAUGUACACUGGAAAAUUCACCACACAGCCCAUUGACCCUCUUCGCCUUGAGCAGGGUGUAAAAUUCCUGCAUGCUUACCCUUUAUUACAGGAGGCAAGUCUUGUUAUAAACCCUGAGUCCCACUAUGUACCUUUAACAAACUCACUUUAUGGCAUACAGAUACCUGAUCAGACUUACAGCCGGCCUGAAAGAAAUACAGCAUGCAAGGAUGGUGCUAAGAACAGUGAAAACGUUAACCGAAAAUUUUUGGAAAUUUCUGAUAUGGAUUAUAGAUCUCCACAACCUGUUGGCAUAGAGUCACCAACCCGAAACCCAGCAGCCACAAUAGUCCACCACCUCACAUAUGGCAUAAUGAGUAAGAGUGCUUCCUCCCGAAAGCAUUACUCCUGCAAUUACUGUGGAAUCCAUUUUAACCAGAGGUGCAAGUUGAAGGAACAUCUCCUUGUCCACACCACGCAAGCAGCUGAGCCACAUGUGUUGUUUAUGCAAAAUGGUCACGCUUCUGAGCUUGAAGUUCAGGAUAUGGAAGAGGACCAUUUGCAUGCUGACAAUGAUGUUAUUAGUGAUACUGAUCAACAGGCGUGGAUGGAAGACACCCCGCCGCCUUCUGAAAUUGCUGAUAUAGACAACCUGGAGGGCACCGAGAUGGGUCGUGAAAUUAAACGCCGAAAAUUUGAGUGUCCGACCUGUGCUCGCAAGUUUAUUCAGAAGAGCCACUGGCGUGAGCAUAUGUACAUUCACACCGGAAAGCCAUAUAAGUGCAGUGCUUGCGGAAAGAACUUCUGCAGAGCCAAUCAAGCUGCUCGACACGUUUGUUUGAGUCAGGACACAGACUCGUACAUUAUGGUCAACAAGCAGAGUUUGGUUCUGUGUGGUGGAGAAGACAACAGUCAGGUAGAAGCUCUCUUCCAGUCUUCGGAAAGACCUUAUAAAUGUAGCAUUUGCGCAGCACCUUUUGCAAGUCCUUCUGAGGUUCCCAAACAUCAGUGUUUGACUGAGAGUGAAGCAGUACCAUUAGCAGAAAAUUCAGUGAGGGAAAAUCAAAACAAGGACUUAUAGACAACUACUUCUGAAAAAAACAUUCCUCUUAAAAGUCUAAAGCAGUAUUAGUUUAUUCAGUGUCAGUAUUUAACCAUUUUCAUGUGUUUGUUACAAACUGAGAGAGAAAUAAGUAUUUUUUUUAAAGGUCCACUGCAUUAUUUUCAUUUUUAUUUUCUAUUGAAAGGUCUUUUGUAAAUAUAUUUGAAACUACUAAAAUGCAAAAACCAUAUUUAAUGUUUGCAUCAGAAACACUUCUGAGUUGCCUCUUUAAAGUAUCCUACAUUGCACAAAGUAAAAAAUAAACCAGCGUUUUAUCA